Molecule: messenger RNA, 2546 nt
Organism: Drosophila miranda
Lineage: Eukaryota; Metazoa; Arthropoda; Insecta; Diptera; Drosophilidae
Gene: ppk
Product: pickpocket protein 28
Exons: 7
Coding region: 467-2281 (604 amino acids)
Biological process (GO): sodium ion transmembrane transport
Cellular component (GO): membrane
Molecular function (GO): ligand-gated sodium channel activity
Source: RefSeq, a predicted model, not a curated record
AUUUAGAUACUAGAUACUUCAACAACUUUUUAUUAACAUAAACUAGACGAUUUCGUUGACAUAUCUCUGUCCGCUGUCCUUCAAAGAAACUGAGGAGGAGCAUUUCCAAGCUUUCUAUAAAGACGUCCCAGCGAACAUUAGAGCUAAAAACCUUAAGAUAUUACUUAAGGACCCCUUUAAUAGGAUAAUGCAAAUGAGAAAUUAGCAGUCACUUUAUUAUUAUUAACACCUUCACAUAUGUAUGUACGUACGAUAUAGGGUGUGUGGGUCUGUAAUUAAGUUUAAGUACACGGAAUACGUUGCUGGUGCGUGCGAAUCGAGGUCCCUGGAGUACUCCGAGGACUACGGAACAUUCCCACUGGAGACGAAGAACGCACCCAGUUUUUGCAGCUGUAAAAGCUAUAAAAGGACACGCCGUAUGGCUGGCGCAGCUUAGUUGGCGAUACGCUUACGGACACAGUGCAACAUGUCCGAGAUCAAGGAGGAGGCGGCGGAGGAGAAACCGUGCAACAUAUUGCCCGGACCAGAGCUCCUGGGCCUGCCAAGCUACGAUCAGAGGGCCAGCAUUGCCUCCGCGGCCCUGAGUGAUGUGCCCAGUGAUGUGAUCAUCAAGUCUCGCAUUCGAUACGGCAGUCCUCUGUCCGCCUGCAAGGGUCUGCUGCUGGAGUACUCCAAGAGCACGACCAUACACGGCAUACGAUAUCUGUUUGAAGUCCAUCGCCCCAUCUAUGAGAAAGUUUAUUGGCUGUUCUUCACAUGCAUUUCCGUGUACUUUGCCAUUUCCCUCAUCUGGGAUACCUAUCUCAAGUGGCAGGAUUCACCGGUGAUACUUGGCUUUGAUGAGACCCUGGUGCCAGUGCAUAAGAUACCAUUUCCUACGAUAACCAUCUGUCCGGAAAUCAAAAUGGAACGCAAUCUCUUCGAUUAUACGAAUGUAUCGCGUUUGCUAUGGGAUGAAUACCAGAAGAAUGGUAAUGCAACCAGCAUGGAUGAGGAAGAAUUGGCCCGCAUGGCUGCUGCCAUGCACAUCUGUGAUCCGGAUGUGGUUCAUCGUUUCAUGCCCAUACUCGCGGAAAUGAAUCCGCCCUUUGUGGACGUAACCCAAACAUUGAUAGACCUGAGUAUAUCCAAAAAUGAGACUGGUCCGUUCUGCAAAUGGAAUGGACGGUUCUAUUUUUGUGAUAAAAUCUUCGAUUUUGUUGCCACCGAUGAGGGUAUAUGCUAUCAAUUCAAUGGCCUUCGUCCCAAGGAUAUUUAUCGUGACGAGAACUUCAUCAGCUAUAAGGAUCCCGAUGUUGUCGAUUUCAAUAACUUCUUCGAUGUUGAUCUGCCGCCCUUGAAUAACAUCACUGGCAAUUGGUCGCUGGAUACGGGUUACGGGAAUCAGGGACAGAAUACCUAUCCACAGCGCACGGUCUUCUCAUCCGUGGGCAAUGGUUUCUUUGCCUUUCUGCAGGGACUGCAGCACAACUUUGACUACGAUUGCCGCAGCUUUAAACAGGGCUAUAAGGUCUUUCUCAACUCCCCGGAGAGUGUGCCGCUCACGUCAGGCAAUUACAUUCUGGUGCCCCAUGGCGAUGAGGUGUUGGUCAGUGUAUUGCCCAACUAUGUCAUGUCUACCGACAAUUUGCACGAAAUCAGCCCAGAAAAGCGUCAGUGCCUGUUCGAUGAUGAGCGCUCCUUGACCUUUUUCCGUUCGUAUUCGCAAAGCAAUUGCCAAACCGAAUGCCUGGCCAACUUUACGAUUUCCAAGUGUGGCUGUGCCAAGUUCUGGAUGCCCAAACCUUUGGGCACUCCUGUGUGUGGUUUGGAUGACAUUAACUGCUAUACGUCUGCCCAGGAUGAGCUCUAUACUUUAUUGCAAAAUCAAACCAUGGAAAAGAGUGUCAAUGACAAUGUGGAAAUCAUGUGCAACUGCAUGCCGGCCUGCACAUCGCUGGAGUAUAAUUUUGAGAUAUCCAGAGCACGAUUCGAUGUGGCUAAGACUAUUAGGGCUUUUCGGGAGGUCUAUGAGCAUACGGAUGCCAUUGGUUCACGUCUCUCUGUGUACUUCAAGGAGCAUCAGUUCACGGCCAUCAAGCGUACCAUUCUGUUCGGUGUCUCCACAUUGAUAUCCAACUGCGGUGGCAUCUGUGGCCUCUUCAUGGGCAUCUCGAGUCUCAGCUUCCUGGAGCUUCUCUAUUUCUUCUGCAUGCGCAUCUGUGGCAGCUGCCGCGAUCGUCGCAAGCACAAGAUCCAAUCCAUGUGCCCCGAGGAUGAGCCAGAGCAGAAACUGGAGUAAAGUCAGUGGAUCUACAAGAUCCUGGCAUACAUUAAUGCCAUUUGAAUAUUUUAAUUUUAUCUACAAACCAUUUAAUAAAGAAGUUGUACGGCAAACAGUUAUUUCACACUGUCAAUAACACUUUCCGGGUGUCCACAAAAUAAAUGUAUUUAUUUAACAGACACAAGCGACUGGUGGUGCACUUUAAUUGAUUACAAAUUAAAAAUGCAUUUGAUUAGCACAUGGCCAACGCAAUUGAUUCGCUCUAAUUAAACGAUUGUAACAC